CUUGACCUCAACAAUUGGGAUAUCGUGACCUGAGCCGAAGUCGGACGCUUAACGGACUGAGCCACCAGGUGCAGCCCAGCCUAGAUUCAUAUUUUUAAGGCUCCAGAUUGGUCCCCACACCCCUGCCCUCAAGAACCCCGGGCUGGUUUCGGCUCAACCCGAGAAGGACAGUGGGAGAAGGGUUGCCUCCAAAGGAUCCUCAGGCUGGGCCACGGGAGGACCCCCCUCCUCCUGCAGGGAGGGCACACAGAGCCCACGCCUCUGGCCCCUGUGAGGAUGCACAUCACAAUGGCUGUUCCACCUGAGCCAGGCCCUGGGAGAGGCACCAGGCAGGCAGGUACUCUGGCCCAAGGGCACCCAGGCCUCGCCAUGGGGACUCCAGAUAUGCGCUCCGCUGCUCAGAGCUUGGAACCUGCCGCUGCUGGGAUACCGUUGCUGGAACAAAACACGUCCAGGACACCAAGAUGGAACCAUCCCCAGGAGCGUCCUCGUCCUCGUCCCCCUCCUCCUCCUGGUCCUUGGCCUCCAAGAGUUCAAGGGCCUCCUCCAAUAUAUGUCCAAGGCCCCCCGGCCAUUCACCCGGCCACCACCCAAGCCCCCCUUUUCUCCGCACACCCGAGACUGCGGACGUGGUUGCAGGGCUUAAACAGCUAAACACAUUUUUUGGCCCCGCUGUACAAACGCGAGAGGAUGACACAAGAACGCCAGCAGCUCUGUUCACCAGAAUGCCUAGGAUGGGCCCUGCCAUCCCGGUACAGUCCAUAUGUCACUACUGUGGGAACCGCAUCAUAACAGUGACCACCCCGGUCCCAGGGGUUCUCACCUGGCUGCUGUGUACAGGUCUUUUUGUGCUUGGGUGCUUCCUGGGCUGCUGCUUCCUCCCCUUCUGUAUGGACAGCUUGAUGGACGUGAAGCACACGUGCCCCGUGUGCCAGCAAGAGCUCUUCUGCUACCACCGCCUGUGAAGGUCCACCAAAUAAACGUCCACCGAGUGACUUCUGCCUGCUCGCGUCUGUCCUGCUGGGG
This is a messenger RNA of Acinonyx jubatus (cheetah), 1026 nucleotides long. RefSeq names its product LITAF domain containing (gene LITAFD). Gene Ontology annotation, molecular function: zinc ion binding. The transcript has 5 exons. The record is from RefSeq and is a predicted model, not a curated record. Gene Ontology annotation, biological process: regulation of cytokine production. Lineage: Eukaryota; Metazoa; Chordata; Mammalia; Carnivora; Felidae. The coding region runs from base 465 to 965 and encodes 166 amino acids.